This is a messenger RNA of Salvelinus fontinalis (brook trout), 6347 nucleotides long. RefSeq names its product collagen alpha-1(II) chain-like. The transcript is spliced from 54 exons. The record is from RefSeq and is a predicted model, not a curated record. Bases 221 to 4690 code for a protein of 1489 amino acids. NCBI's taxonomy places the organism in Eukaryota, Metazoa, Chordata, Actinopteri, Salmoniformes, Salmonidae. Gene Ontology annotation, molecular function: protein binding; extracellular matrix structural constituent.
AGGUACUGUGGACAUAAAACCGCUGUUCUCGCUCUGACGCGGUGGGUGUAAAGUGCCGGCUAGGGCCCCGCAUUGGAUUCCACUUUGAUUCUGGAAGGUUGACUGCAUGGUUCGGUUGUAGUCUCUGGGAACACACAAAUACACUCCAUUAAAAGAGAGCAUCGUCUGAUCCGUCCCAUCUUUUUCUUCACCCAAGGUCCUGCAUGUCUAAUAUUUAGACAUGUUCAGCUUUGUGGAUUCACGGACUGUUCUGCUACUUGUAGCAUCCCAAGUUGUUUUAAUAUCCAUUGUCAGAUGCCAGGAAGAGGAUGACCAGGAGGCAGGCAGCUGCAUCCAGGAUGCCCAUCGCUAUAACGACAAGGAUGUGUGGAAGCCGGAGCCGUGUCGUAUCUGUGUGUGUGACAGCGGGUCAGUGCUGUGUGAUGAGAUCAUCUGCGAGGAGAUCAGAGAGUGUGCCAACCCCAUCAUCCAACCUAGAGAGUGCUGCCCCAUCUGCCCUGCGGACGCCAGCGCCCCCACUGAGGCGGUGUUUGGUGCUAAGGGCCAGAAAGGGGCACCAGGCGAGAUUGCAGAUGUUGUAGGACCGAAUGGACCAGCAGGCCCUAUGGGCCCCUCGGGCGAGCAGGGACCACGUGGAGAAGCUGGCGCUAAGGGUGAUAAGGGAAAUGUUGGCCCCAGAGGCAGAGAUGGUGAGCCUGGAACCCCCGGGAACCCCGGAACCCCUGGCCCUCCUGGACCCAACGGAACCCCAGGUCUUGGCGGGAACUUCGCUGCGCAGAUGGCUGGUGGAUUCGAUGAGAAAGCUGGAGGCGCACAGAUGGGAGUGAUGCAAGGACCUAUGGGCCCUAUGGGUCCCCGUGGUUCACCUGGCCCUUCUGGAGCCCCUGGCCCACAAGGUUUCCAAGGUAACCCCGGAGAGACUGGAGAGCCAGGCCCUGCUGGUGCACUGGGACCCCAAGGACCCCCUGGACCUUCUGGCAAACCAGGAAGUGAUGGUGAGGCUGGCAAACCUGGAAAGGCUGGUGAACGUGGACCUGCAGGACCUCAGGGAGCUCGUGGAUUCCCCGGAACUCCUGGUCUUCCCGGAAUCAAAGGACACAGAGGUCAUCCUGGUCUUGAUGGAUCUAAGGGAGAGGGUGGUGCUGCUGGAGCCAAGGGUGAGGGUGGCGCUCCCGGAGAGAAUGGCGCCCCUGGACCAAUGGGACCACGUGGUCUGCCUGGCGAGAGAGGCCGUCCCGGACCUUCUGGCUCUGCUGGUGCCCGUGGUAAUGAUGGCUUGCCUGGCCCUGCUGGUCCUCCUGGGCCUGUCGGACCUGCUGGAGCACCUGGUUUCCCUGGAUCUCCUGGUUCCAAGGGAGAAGCUGGCCCCACCGGUGCCCGUGGAACUGAAGGCGCACAGGGACCCCGCGGAGAGGCUGGCACACCCGGAUCUCCCGGUCCCGCUGGCGCCUCUGGCAACCCUGGUACUGAUGGUAUCCCCGGAGCUAAAGGAUCUGCUGGCGCUUCUGGUAUUGCUGGUGCUCCUGGUUUCCCAGGACCCCGUGGCCCCCCCGGACCUCAGGGAGCAACAGGACCUCUUGGGCCCAAGGGCCAGUCGGGAGACCCCGGUAUUCCUGGUUUCAAAGGAGAGGCUGGACCCAAGGGAGAGCUUGGCCCUAUUGGUCCCCAAGGCGGCCCUGGCCCCGCUGGCGAGGAGGGCAAAAGAGGAGCAAGAGGAGAGCCGGGUGCUGCUGGACCACUGGGACCUCCUGGCGAGAGAGGAGCUCCCGGUAACCGUGGUUUCCCGGGUCAGGAUGGUCUUGCUGGUGCUAAGGGAGCCCCUGGUGACCGUGGUGUUCCCGGCGUGGGUGGGCCUAAGGGAGGCACUGGUGACCCCGGCCGCGCAGGAGAGCCUGGUCUUCCCGGAGCCAGAGGUCUCACUGGUCGCCCUGGAGAUGCUGGUCCUCAAGGCAAAGUUGGUCCUGGUGGUGCUGCUGGGGAGGACGGUCGCCCCGGCCCACCUGGUCCUCAGGGAGCACGUGGCCAGCCUGGUGUGAUGGGAUUCCCCGGACCAAAGGGAGCCAAUGGUGAGCCUGGCAAGGCAGGAGAGAAGGGUCUCGUGGGUCGUCAAGGUCUGAUAGGUCUGUCUGGUAAAGAUGGUGAGACUGGCGCUGCUGGACCCAACGGCCCUGCUGGACCUGCUGGAGAGAGAGGAGAGCAGGGAGCUGCUGGGCCAUCUGGCUUCCAGGGUCUGCCUGGACCUGCUGGCUCCCCGGGAGAGGGAGGCAAGCCUGGUGAUGCGGGUGUUCCUGGAGAGGCUGGUGCUGCUGGCGCUACGGGACCCAGAGGCGAGCGUGGUUUCCCUGGUGAGAGGGGCGGUGCAGGAUCUCAGGGUCUGCAGGGACCUCGUGGACUUCCCGGAACUCCCGGAACCGAUGGACCCAAGGGAGCCAUUGGGCCAACUGGUGGUGCUGGAUCUCAGGGACCCCCCGGCCUGCAGGGUAUGCCAGGAGAGAGAGGAGCUGGUGGUAUCCUCGGAGCCAAAGGUGACAGAGGUGACAACGGCGAGAAAGGACCUGAGGGCGCUCCUGGAAAGGACGGUUCCAGAGGCUUGUCUGGUCCCAUUGGUCCUCCUGGCCCAGCUGGUCCCAACGGCGUGAAGGGUGAGGGCGGACCUUCUGGCCCAACUGGUGCUGCUGGUGCCCGUGGUGCUCCUGGUGACCGUGGUGAGGGUGGUCCUCCUGGGCCUGCUGGCUUCGCUGGGCCUCCUGGUGCAGAUGGUCAGCCUGGAGCCAAGGGAGAGUUUGGCGAGGCUGGACAGAAGGGAGAUGGUGGUGCCCCUGGACCUCAGGGACCCUCUGGGGCCCCUGGGCCUGUGGGUCCCACUGGCGUUUCUGGAUCUAAAGGAACCCGCGGUGCCCAGGGUGCCGCUGGUGCUACUGGUUUCCCUGGUGCUGCUGGAAGAGUUGGUUCUCCCGGUCCCAACGGUAACCCUGGUGCUGCUGGCCCCGCUGGUCCUGCUGGUAAAGACGGUCCUAAGGGAGUUCGCGGUGACGCUGGCACCCCAGGAAGACAGGGAGACGCUGGGCUGCGUGGAGUUGCUGGAGCCCCUGGCGAGAAGGGAGAUGCUGGAGAAGAUGGUCCCCCUGGUCCUGAUGGUCCUUCAGGUCCCCACGGUCUGGCUGGGUCUCGUGGUAUUGUUGGUCUGCCUGGGCAGCGUGGAGAGAGAGGCUUCCCUGGACUUCCUGGACCUUCUGGAGAGCCCGGUAAGCAGGGAGCUACUGGUGCUGGUGGUGACCGUGGACCACCUGGCCCUGUGGGACCCCCUGGACUGUCUGGACCCGCAGGAGAGCCCGGAAGAGAGGGCAACGCUGGAUCUGAUGGACCCCCAGGUAGAGAUGGAUCCACUGGGGUCAAGGGUGAGCGUGGUAACACUGGUCCUGCUGGUGCUCCUGGUGCCCCAGGCGCUCCCGGUGCCCCCGGCCCUGUCGGCCCCCUGGGCAAGCAGGGAGACAGAGGAGAGGGAGGUGCUCAAGGACCUGCCGGACCCGCUGGACCAGCUGGCGCUAGAGGAAUGGCCGGACCCCAAGGACCCCGUGGAGACAAGGGAGAGGCUGGCGAGACAGGAGAGAGGGGACAGAAGGGACACCGCGGCUUCACUGGUCUGCAGGGUCUUCCCGGACCUCCCGGCUCCGCUGGAGACCAGGGAGCUGCUGGACCUGCCGGACCUAGUGGCGCUAAAGGACCCCCUGGCCCAGUCGGUCCCACUGGUAAGGAUGGAUCUAACGGUACCCCUGGACCCCUCGGACCCUCUGGGCCUCGUGGUCGUUCUGGAGAGACUGGUCCUGCUGGUCCCCCUGGUAACCCCGGACCCCCUGGUCCUCCUGGUUCUCCCGGCCCUGGCAUCGACAUGUCUGCCUUCGCUGGCCUGUCUCAGCCUGAGAAGUCUCCGGAUCCCAUGAGGUACAUGAGGGCUGAUGAGGCGUCCAGCUCCCUGAGGCAGCACGACGUGGAGGUGGACUCCACACUCAAGUCCCUCAACUACCAGAUCGAGAACCUGCGCAGCCCCGACGGUAGCCAGAAAAACCCUGCCCGCACCUGCAGAGACAUCAAACUGUCCCACCCCGAGUGGAAGAGCGGUGACUACUGGGUGGAUCCUAACCUUGGCAGCACAGCUGACGCCAUCAAGGUCUUCUGCAACAUGGAGACUGGCGAGACCUGCGUGUACCCCAGCAUAGCCAAAGUACCGCACAAGAACUGGUGGACAAGCAAGAGCAAGGACCGCAAACACGUCUGGUUCGGAGAGACCAUGAAUGGAGGAUUCCACUUCAGCUACGCUGAGGACGGUACCAACGCCGCCAGUAUCCAGCUGACCUUCUUGAGGCUGCUGUCCACGGAAGCGUCUCAGAACCUCACCUACCACUGCAAGGACAGCGUGGCUUACAUGGACGCGUCCACGGGCAACCUGAAGAAGGCUCUGCUGCUCCAGGGCUCCAACGACGUGGAGAUCAGAGCUGAGGGCAACAGCCGCUUCACCUACAGUGUGGUGGAGGACGGCUGCAAGAAACACACAGGCCAGUGGGGCAAGACUGUCUUCGAGUACAAAACACAGAAGACCUCCCGUCUGCCCAUCGUGGACAUUGCUCCCAUGGACAUCGGAGGAGCAGACCAGGAGUUCGGUGUGGACGUGGGCGCAGUCUGCUUCUUGUAAAGUGGGAUAAAGAAGACGACAAAAAACUAAAACACGAAAGAAAUAACUAUGAAACAAUACACGCUCCAAAAAAAAAAGAAAGACCGGAACUUAAAAAAUUAUAAUUGAUAUUUUCUCUUACAAAGAAGUGCUCUCCAAGUUGUACACCCUGGAUGUUAGCGCUGAAGGACACCAGCAAUAUCCGUACGUAAAUCCAGCAUUCCCCAGUCGUGUUGCCUGUGGCCCACAGUUGGUGGGAAUGAGUUUGAGCCAGAAGGAAAAGGGACCAAGCCAAGGGACGAGUGAUGGAGAAGCAGAAACAUGACUCGAUGUCACUUAUUUAUUGUCUAAACUUUAAAGGGGCAUAGAUGAGGUACAGUGGGACUGGGGGGCUUCACCAUAAGAACAACACAAGCUCCUCUCACUACAGAACACCUAGAACCUCCCACUCCCCCUCCCUCUCCAACCUAGCUACAAAUACACCAUUUUGAAUCAAUGUAGACCCAAAAAUAUUUUCAGUAAUUAUAAGGUGCUCAAACUGUUUUUUUACCAUCAAGACCAGGAGCUCAACUUUUACUGUGUAUUAAAAAUACUUGGUUCUAUUGUUGUAAAAAUCUGUGUUUAUAAACAACCAGAUGAUUUUAUAUAUAUUUCCACAUUAUGUGUGUACAUGUGUCUAUAUGCACACUAACACUUUUUGGAAAGUGAGGUUACAUUUGGGAUAUGUCUUUCAUUGUCCUUUACCCCUUGAUUGCCCAUUAGAGGAAAAUGUCUUACUCAAUUGACAAACAACCCAAAAAAAUCAAAUAAAAUUUGGGAAAUUAAAUCAGUUUCGUUUUGUUGUAGUCAUCCUGAUUGUUUAAAGCUACCUCACGCUGAAAAACAAAGUGAAAACGUUGACUUUAAAUCUUGAGCUGACCAAAAUGAGCUUUCGGGUAGAACUGGUGCUAUCUGGGCUUUGGGUGCUGUCUUCAGAAGGUGCUAUGAGUUCUAGAAUUCAGUCUCUGCCAUUGUUCCCCCAAACCCCCACUAGCCUCACACCACACACACACCCCACCUUGGAGGACAGGUGCAGUCAAUCAAGGCAGGGAACCAAGUGGCUCUGGAUAUUCUCCUAUGGAGUCUACGCCCCACAAAUAGAAUCACGGGACUCCAAGGAGAGCUACCCAAAACGACCAGGGUGGCUUGUCUCUUUCUGUGUGUGUGAGGGUGUGUCAAUUUCUUUUGUUGUUAUUAAUUUUAUGAUGAUCAUGAUCAUUUUUUUGUUUGUUUUUAUUUUGUUACACUUUUAAUUGAUGUAAAUUGGAAAUAAAAAGGAAAAACCAAGUAACAAUGAAGUUGAUUUUUAAUUGCGUUUCUUUUGAGUAAGUACGGAAAUGGCAUGGGAGUUGAAUAGCUUUUUUUUGCUAACUGAACCCAAGGUCUGUAUACUUUAAAGUUUUUGUUGUAGUUAUAUUUCUUGGGAGUUCAGUUAACUUUUUUUUUAUGUUUGUGAGUGCAUGGUAUGUGUGUGAGUAUGCGAGACUGUGUGUGAGUGUGUGUUAUAGCUAUGAGAAAAUCUCAUUACACAGGAAUGAAAGUACUGUCUGUAAUCAUUCACCGGUUUCAGGGUUGUGCCGGGCAUGGUUGGCUUCUGUUUGUUUGAAUUAAUAAGCAUAAAUAAAGAAAAUGUGCUGAA